Molecule: messenger RNA, 4409 nt
Organism: Octopus bimaculoides (California two-spot octopus)
Lineage: Eukaryota; Metazoa; Mollusca; Cephalopoda; Octopoda; Octopodidae
Product: ubiquitin carboxyl-terminal hydrolase 48
Biological process (GO): protein deubiquitination
Cellular component (GO): nucleus; cytosol
Molecular function (GO): cysteine-type endopeptidase activity; cysteine-type deubiquitinase activity; protein binding
Source: RefSeq, a predicted model, not a curated record
UGUUCUUCGGUAAAUGGAGGAUUCCAAGCUUGCAACUGAAAACGCCUCUCAUGUGGGCAUUGACUAAACAGAUCUUUGUUGUAGUUUAAAAAAAGCUCCCUGGUCGAGCGAGUUUUUCAAGAUUUAUUUGUAAAAAAUAGCCAUUUUUUCUGAAAGUUAUGAGUAUUCAAAGUCAAAAAGAGUGAAAUGUUUGUUAGGCAUGCCAACGUGAAGGGAAAUAACUCAAAAGACAACAAAAUGACUUAGUCUGGCGUUCUACCGAUUAUGCAAAAAUCCUCGUACGAAAAAAAAAACCAAAAAGCGAAACCGGAAGUUGAAGUAUGUUGCGCAGUCGCUGUCAGUGCUUAGCUGUAAGGGAGCGGUUUGUAUGUAAACAAGGUGGAGGGAGAAAGGAAACAUUUAAAAAAAAAAAAAAAAGAAUUCUCUCCCACUCACAACCGACUUUCUUUCACGGAUGUUUAUAUUCUGUUUCACAAGUUUCAAAUCGAAACACGGACACACGUAUCUAUCAAACAGUGUGUGUUGUUGUGGAUGUGUUUUGUAGGGAUGCCUUCUAAACAGCAACUCGAUAAAGAAGCUUGGGGCUGGAUUGAGACCACUGACCCUGACCAAGUGACAUUGGAACAUGUGAAAUAUGCCUACCACAUUAACCUGGAGCCCUGCAAAUUGGGGAGUUGCAAAAUACUAUGGUUCCACAACCAACAAGUGAGAAAAGCUGUUUAUCAAUGGAGGAGUCGUGAAGAACAACCGCCCAACAGUCCCACAGAUUCUGAUUGGACACCUUCAACAAUUUGUGGUCAUUUACAAUUGAUAUUUGCCCUGUUACAGUUCAGUAAACAAAGGUACAUUGAUCCCAGUAACUUCAUCAAACAUCUUGGUCUUAACACAGCUCAGCAACAGGAUGCCCAAGAGUUCUCCAAGUUGUUCCUGUCUCUGUUGGAGGAAACGCUAAUGCAGAGUGACAAUCCGAACAUCAAGAACGUCAUAGAAGAGCAGUUCUCUGGAGAGUACGCCUACAUCACUUGUUGGUUGUUGCAGGAAGAGAAACUGGAAGGUGAUAACAAGUACAUGUGUUCGCAUUGCAAAACCAAACAGAAUGCUAUUCGUACCAUCCAGCUGCAGAAGUUACCCCCAGUUCUGAAUCUACAGUUGCUUCGGUUUGUUUUUGACAAACAAAACGGUCAGAAGAAGAAGCUAAAUAACUACAUCCAGUUCCCAGAGGUGCUUGAUAUGACGGAAUAUUUGAAAGAUUCCGGGGCAGAUGGAUCGAAGCCUGUUGUGUAUGAUUUAAGUGCCGUACUCAUCCACCGUGGCAUCAGUGCUUAUAGUGGCCACUACAUUGCUCACAUCAAGGACCGGACAAGCCAGGCUUGGUAUAAAUUCAAUGAUGAAGAGACGGAGCGUAUGCAAGGCCGGAACCUUCAUCUUGGCAAUGAGGAGGAGGUUCACAUCCAAGAAAGUAGCAGUUCCACCAAUAAAUCUAAAGCCCCACGAUUAACCAAGGGCUACCACUCGUCUCGGAAUGCUUACAUGUUGGUGUAUAUAAAACGGUUGUCUGAAGACAAGACAGCCAAUAGCUCAGAGUCUGAGAAAGUCAGUGAAGAAUUACUGCCCAAACAUGUACGAGACUAUGUUUUGAUGGACAACAAACGGUUCGAGAAUUGGAUCCAGGAAUUACUAAAUAUGAGGGACCAAAGUGUUGAGAUUGGACGAGAGAGACAAGAGGAAAUUAAAUAUGUAUAUUAUUCACUAGUGCCUAAAGGGAAUGUUCUAAAUAUGUUUGAAUGGCUCAGCUUAGAUUGGUUGUCUCGUUGGUUAACUGACCCUAUCAAAGCACCGUCCAUUAAUAACCAGAGUUUUCUCUGUUGUCACAGCAGGUAUUCUUUACUUGGCACCUUUUUCUCCUUGUCUGCUGCUGCUUUGUUUGCUAAAUUCAUGGGUGGCCCCCGGUUACUAGGGGAGGAGAGUCUGUGUAUGGUAUGUGUACAGAAACAGUGUCAUGUGAUGAGGAUGAAACAGAAGAUGGAGAAAGACAUGAAAUAUAUCACCAACAUUAUGAAAUAUAAUCACGACUCUGUCUUACAUUAUUUCAUUAUAUUGGCUAUGAAAGCCGUACACAGAUUGCGUGGUGACUGUCCGUCUGACAAUUCAAAUAAAUGGUCCGAAGAAACAGGUUUCAACAAUGACCUUCUCUGUACCCCACACAGAGCUCUUAAUCCCGAAGUUAACUGUCGCCGUCUGGUUCCACGAGAUGUCUGGGAAAUUCUCCGUUCCUAUUUUCCAAAGUGUCCUGAAUUCCAGCGAGAUGUUGCUGUAUGUGCCAAAUGUGUGCUCCAAAGUCAAGUGGAACAACAGAAUAUAGACCAAAAGAAAGAAUGGGCUCUGCAACAGAAGGCCGCCCUUCCUGAUCUUUACCAUGACCGAAACCGACCGAAUGUGCGAAACAUUAAAAGCCACGUCCAUGUAGUUGGUGUAAACUUUGUCGAGGAAUGGCGCCGGGCUGUGAAAGAUCCUAUACGACGCAGUCCAGUGAUCACAGUUAGAAACUCAGCUCUGAUUUGCGUCCACGGCGGGAUGUUGUAUGAACCAGAUCUCAAUGCUGUAGCCCUUGCCAGUCAGUGUAUCACCUACCUGUGGCCAGAGGAGUGGACAUUCAUUGAGGCCAGCUGUACAGUUGAUAUAGAGAUUACUGUCCAUAAGCAAUCAGCUCAGCCUGAUGAUGGACAGCCAGUCUUUGUCUGUAAACCUGCGGUAUGUCAGGACUGUUUCCUGUCCCGACUACAGCAGGAAGAACAGCAACGCUUUGAGUACACCGGGGCCAAGAUCUACGUCCGGAAGGUGUUGAAGGACUGGCAACAGCUGAAAACCACCAUGGGUUACACUAACCUCUGUACCACCACCACCACUCCCAAUGCCACACCAACAGUGGCAGCAGCAUUAGCAGCAAGAUCUGUUGAUGAUUCUGAUCCAAAGGACCUUGACUUUCAGGCUGGAGGUAAGCGUCUCAAAGUUGCCCCAUCAACGGAUGUGACCACCACCAACACCACCACCAUCACUAAUUCUACUGCGAGCAACACUACAGCUACCACCACCAAUAACAUUGUUAACAGUAUGGGCGCCACUACUACCACCACCACCACCACAACAACAAAUACUACUGCUAACACAAGUACCACUACCACUACUACUGCUACAGAAGCAACAGUGAUUACUACUACUACUACUGCUACUACUACUACUAGUAGUACAUCAGUACCAGGUGCAUCGUUAUUGUCAUCGUCAUCAUCAUUAUCAUCGUCUUUGUCUUCAUCAACUUCUUUGUCAUCAUCGUUGCCAGCUGGAGAUGGUGCCAAGCUUACGACAUCGGUGGAUAAUUCUGUCCGACGGAGCCAUCGUCAUCGCAGAAUGCGGGGUGAGAAAGAGGUGGUCGUCUCGUCCACGGACACACUGAGAGACUUGAAGCUUCAGAUCAUGAAACUGUUUUCUGUGCCUCCGUUUGAUCAGAACCUUCAUUUCAAUGGGACCUGUCUACUGGACGAAACAGCCACCCUAGGUCAACUAAGGAUAUCACCUGGUUGUUUAAUAUUUCUCAAGGCUGAUGAACCAUCUGAAGACCCCAUGGUUGUUGAAGAAAUCUUAACAACCUCAAACUACGGAGAAGAAGGUUUCAAAGGAACUGGCUUGUUGAGUGGAUAACUCCUGCUGCUGUUGGUUAAUUCUCCUGCUUUCCCCACAAUUGGACACUGUCGUCGUAUAUAAACUAUAAACUUCACACAACAACUUUGGAGACUCCCAAGGCGAUGGAUGUAUCACAACUCCCUUCACCGCCCUUGCCCCGCCCCUUCCUCUGGCACUGGCACUACCACCACCACUACCACUACCACCACUCUCCAUUGUGACAUAUCUCACUACCCCCCAUUCUCCCCUGCCACGGGACCUUGUGGCAUUACAUAGAAUCCAUGCAGCAGUCAGUGGAGUUUUUCUUUUUUUUUUUUUUUUUCCAAUUUACUCAGAACUGCAUUACAGCCACUACAUCACAAAAUUAUUCCAUCGUAAUCACAGCCGCUAAUAAUACAUAUGUCAUUGCUGUUACAUGUUACAUUACACUGCACUACAUCGCAGACGUCACACUCCACCACAAGGACAAGACACCUCGCCAAACCACGUUACAGUUGUGACCACCACUCUCAAAUCCCAAUCCCUUGAUCACACUACGCUUCAAGCUAGCACAACAUGCUGCUAGAUACAUGCAACCACUUGAACUGAUGGUGCAACCAGUUGCACUAAGCUGCUAUGUGACUAAAGACCUACCAAGUAGUCGGUCCAAAUUGUCAGGAUCAACCACCACCACCUUGUUCCUACCACAAAGAGCUGUUGAAACUUCUUUCUGCUGUUUUUUUUUUUUUUUU